Messenger RNA from Seminavis robusta, 1098 nucleotides. Lineage: Eukaryota; Bacillariophyta; Bacillariophyceae; Naviculales; Naviculaceae. The record is from the annotation of a GenBank genome assembly.
AUGGCAUCCUCAGCUCCUCCCUCUCUGGACGGCCGUGCCAUGUCGUACAUGUUCCUAUUGGCGCUCCAAUUUGGAUUUCAACCGGCAUUGACCCGACAAUUCACUCCCUCUGGGAUCAAUCGCUCCACCGUCAUUUUGGUCCAAGAAAUCAUGAAAUUUGGAUUUGCCGCUUCCAUGCUCCGAUUGUCGUCGACGCCAGACGAAAUUGCCAAACUCUAUCAACGAUGGAGUCUCGGGGAAUGGUUCCAAGUGGCUGCCGUACCGGCGGGAUUGUAUGCCGUCCAAAAUGUCGCCGCCUUGACGGCCUACCAACAUUUGGAUGCACUCACAUUCAAUGUCCUCAAUCAGACCAAAACACUCAGUGCCGCACUCUGCUGCUAUGUCGUCAUGGGACGACGGCAGUCCGUGAUGCAAGUACUCGCACUAUUACUACUGCUAGUCAGUGCCUUGAUUAUGGAAGGAGUCCUGCCCUUGCCGGGAAGUGAUGGUAGUACAUCCACAUCAUCAUCAUCAUCAUCCGAAGAUGACACCCAAUCAAACUGGGACACCCAACAUUUGACUUAUGGAGUGUUUCCCAUUUUACUGGCCAGUUUUAUUUCGGGAUUGGCAGGAGCAUUGUCCCAGAAAAAUCUACAAUCGGCCGGAGGAGGACGCAAUCCCUAUCAAUUCAGUAUGGAACUAUGUGCCGCCAGUGCCACCAUGUUGGGACUCAAACUGGCCGUCAACUCCAUUUCAUCGGGCCACAACAACAGCAAAUCAGUUAUAGGAGGAGGCAGCAUGUGGGAGGGAUGGACACUGGCCACAUUGAUCCCCAUUGCCACCAAUUCCGCCGGGGGAAUUGUCGUGGGAUUGGUCACCAAAUAUGCCGGGAGUGUACGGAAAGGAUUUGCACUUAUUUUUGGAAUCUUACUCAGUGGAUUGGUACAAGAAUUUGUCACCAAGGAGGAAGGAGGAGGAUCCGUGCGACCCGAACAAAUUGUGGGAGGACUGAUAGCCGCCGUCAGUCUUUACCUUCAUGCCACCAAUCCACCGCGACCGAGUACUAGUAGUAGUCCAUCAUCAUCAUCAUCUGUGGAUGACACGAAAAAGACCAAUUAG